AUGUUUAUAAUUCAUACAAAACUAAUUGCCUAAUUCGCUAAGAAACAAGCCCUCAAAUCAAUGUUUGCACCCAUUCAAAAGUCUCAACCAAUUAAAGAGAGCGAAGAAUUCAAGGAAGUCAAGAAACUCUUCUCCAAAAUCAACGACGAAGACAACAUCAAAUAAAGCAUCCUCGAGAGCUAUUAGCCUCAACACAUCCUCAAACAAAUCGACACCAAUCUGACCAACUAUUUCCGAAAACGUGCUGUAGACAUCAAAUCCAUUAAUUUCCUCUUACAAGCUGUAGUUGCAUAAAACAAAUUUGAUCAAAUUGAUGAAAUACAACAAUUCAUGGACAAUCUCAAAAUUAAACCCAAUCAAUAAACAUACAUGUGCUUAAUCAAUGCAUAUGGUAAGUUCAGAAAUGUCCACAAAGCAGAAGCUUGUUAUCAUAUAGCACAAAAAUGUAUAACUUAAUAUUAUUGAGAAUUUGGAUCCUCCUUGCAUCUCUAUAAUACAUUGAUUAACGUGUAUUGCAAGAACCUUUAAUCUGAAAAUGCUUUGAGAAUAUUUAAUGAUCUCAAAAGAGAUGGAUUCGAGCCAGACAUCCCAAUCUACACAACCCUCAUUAACUCAUUCUAUAGAGUCAAACAAUGGAAGAAAUGCUGGGAUCUAUUUGACGAGGCCAGAUUAGAAUCCCACUUAAAACCUGAUGAAAAUCUCAUUGGCUUGAUGAUCGAAAUCUGCGCAGAUGUAAAUACUUCUCAAUAUCUCCUAUUAUAGACACACGAAGCUGAAAAGGCAAUCCAACUCUACGACUAAAUGAAUGACAUGGAAUUUAGAGACACCACCUACAUCUACAAUUCAAUCAUCAAGGCCUUGGGUUCAAGAAAAGAUGUAAAAUUUACUCCUCCCUUCUUAGUACGCUGAAAAAGCCUUGGAGUUCUAUCGAAAAAUGAUCCUAACAUCUGUUCAAAUAGAUUCCGAUACUAUUGUUUGCACUUUAAAGGCAUGUUCACAGUGUGGCGAUGUCAAAAUUGCUCACGAAGUCAUCAAACUAAUGAAAUAGUACUAAAUCACGCCAAAUAAAUACAUCUACACUCAAAUUAUUAGAGUCUACAUUGGAGCCUGUUCCUUGCCAAAUUUAGACGGCAAAAUCGUUGAGGAAUACAUUAAAGAUGCUUGGAAGAUAUUCAAUGAAGCAGCCUCAAAAUAAAUGAUAUCUCAAAGAACUCUUAAUUCUAUGUGUGAAUUAAUGGUAGCAGCCAAUCGAUUGCCUGAUCUUGAAGGUUAAGUUCUACCGUUGUUUGACUAGUAUCAAAUUCAAAAGGAUCAAUUCACUUAUGAAUAGAUUAUUAGUAAUUUUAUCAAUUGUAUUUACAUAGAAAUAUUGUUUAACGAAAAAAGACUAUUAGAUUUGUAUAGAAUAUUUGAUACUGUCACUACUACAAUGAAACCUACAUUCUAAAGUGUUUCAAAUUAUCUUGAUACUGCAAUAUUAUUGGCAGACGAAGAAAAAGUGAUUGAUGCACUUGAAUGGUUCAAAAAAAUUGGUACUUCAGAUUAUUAUAUAAUAGACAGAUAGCCCAAAUAUAAAUAAAUCAAGUAAUUAGGCACAAUGAAAAAUCUACCUUUAAGAAUUCAUGCUCUUUUGAAUGAGUAUGAUGCCAAAUUCGGAAAGGUUAGUGAUAGUGUUUAUAGAAUGGAAAAUAAUUAAAGAUCUGCAGUUAAAAAUGUGUGAUGAUUAUUAUUAUGCGUUUAUAUAUUACAAUCAAUGUG
Molecule: messenger RNA, 1758 nt
Organism: Paramecium octaurelia
Lineage: Eukaryota; Ciliophora; Oligohymenophorea; Peniculida; Parameciidae
Source: the annotation of a GenBank genome assembly